Bombina bombina (fire-bellied toad) is the source of this 2002-nucleotide messenger RNA. It is a transcript of the gene ENO4, whose product is annotated as enolase 4. The transcript is spliced from 13 exons. Gene Ontology annotation, cellular component: phosphopyruvate hydratase complex. The coding region runs from base 28 to 1740 and encodes 570 amino acids. Gene Ontology annotation, molecular function: phosphopyruvate hydratase activity; magnesium ion binding. The record is from RefSeq and is a predicted model, not a curated record. Gene Ontology annotation, biological process: glycolytic process. Lineage: Eukaryota; Metazoa; Chordata; Amphibia; Anura; Bombinatoridae.
UACCCCGGAGUUUGACGAUAGGACAAGAUGAGUUACGGCCGGUGCAAUCAGUCCCGGGAAGUCCGGGCUUCCUAUGAGCUAAAACAGGCGGCUGCUGAAUUCUACAAGUCCCGCAAUGUUCCUGAAAGGCUGGAGGAGGCGCUGAACAGCACAUUUUAUGUCAAACCAGAAGACGUCUACGGGCACUUGGCCAAUUUCUUUGCAAAAUUAUCCAAGACCCCAGUAAUUAGUGAAAUAAAGGGGAAAAAAGUUCUUGAUGGAACCGGUAAAGCAACGUUGGAAGUUGAAGUGUUUUGUACAGUCCAAAACAUUGACAAGAGUGUAUGCUCUUCUGUCAUCUCAGCUUGUUCAGAUCUGUUACACCAUACGUCAGCCAAUGCAAAUGGAUUCGGUGAAGAAGAAAGAAUUAACUCCAUUGAUGUGGCCAUUGAAUGGAUAAAAAAUGACUUAAGCCCAUUGCUGAAAGGAAUUUCACCGAAUGAACAGUUAAAAAUUGAUCAGCUACUGAGAGAAUAUUUUAAGCCAAAAAUGGAGGAAGAAAAUACAAAAAUGAGAGUUGAAAAAGAUACUGAACCCUCCCCACCAGAAUCUACUCAAACACCAGUUGCGUCUUUAGAGAAGAAAAGAGGAAGUGGAAAAGGUAAAAAGACUGCUGUGACAGAGAAGCCUAUUCCACCAGAGGAGCCUCAUAAACCGGCCAUAGUGGGAAGUCUUGCUGUCGGCGGAGUGUCACUCGCUGUAGCUACAAGCGGUGCGGUCAUCAAUAAGAUCCCUUUGUAUUUGCAUAUCAGCUCGCUAAAACACCAGCAGGUACCCACAGAGCUGGUUAUGCCGACACCUAUGAUAUCGUUACUGAGCUAUGGAAAAAUGUCACCUGGCAAAUUGAAUCUUAUGAAAGAAGUCCUUGUUAUACCUAACACAGAGCUUUCAAUACAACAGAGUGUUGACAUGGUCUUGGCGCUUCAGAAACAAAUUGUCAAACAACUUGAUAGUGUGUCUAAGGCUGGGUCUGUAAUUAAGAAUGUUUCGCCGUUGGGCUGCUUAAUAUUAGCGUGUGACCGUGUAGAUCAGCCUCUGGAAUUAAUUUCUGAAGCCUGCGGACAUCUUAGCCUGGAACUGGGAACAAAUCUUCAUUUAGCAAUAAACUGUGCUGCCCACGAAUUAAUAGACUAUAAUAAAGGUAAAUAUGAAAUAGUAAGUGGAACAUUUAAGAAUCCUGACGAAAUGGUUGAUCUGUAUGUGGAUUUAAUUAACAUACAUCCUUCCAUUGUUGCUUUAUUGGACCCACUAAGGAAAGAGGACAGAGUACAGUGGCAGAGGCUGUGCAUUGCUCUUGGCUCCCGGUGUUAUCUUAUUGGUGAAGUUGCCACUAAAUCUGUGUCUGAACUAUUAGAGAUCCGUGAUAUUAACAUUCCCUGGUCUAGUGGCUUGGCUGUAAAACACACCAAUGAAACUACAAUUUGUGACCUUUUAGAAGUAUUCCGUUUGGUUGAAGGUGAAAAGCGUGUAAGCAUUAUAGGAGGCCUGUUUGAGGAGUCGCUUGGUGACAGCAUUGCAGAUCUGGCUGUUGGGCUCGGAGCGAGGUUUGUCAAGUUGGGAGGUCUGAUGCGUGGAGAGAGGACCACCAAAUACAAUCGUCUGCUGACUAUAGAGGGAGAGUUGAUGCAGAAUGGAACACUGGGUCGCCGGGCUCAGUAUGAAUUCCCUGUGUUUUGCGAAGAUGAACAAGGUUUAGCCUAAUACUUAAAAAGUAAAUGUUUUUAAAUCAAAUGGGAUUAUAGACGAUCAUGUACCCAAAUCAAACAUUGUUCUUCUGUGUUUGUUACCAAAGAGGACGUUCUCAGCAUCACACAAUAUCCUGAUGAUUAUUACAGUUUACAGCAGACUCUCCAAACCUACCUAGUCAAUGCUACAGGAAUUCAGAUUCGGUAAAAUAUGAUCACAAAGAUAAAGAAACUUCAAAAUGAAUGUUGUUUAAAAUAAAAAAAAAUGUAGUUUGGAA